AUGCCGACGGAGCUGGAGGAGCUCGUGAGCUUUAUCGGCCACGAAAACCCACAAAUAAGACUGCUUGCUACCGAGAACCUCGUGGCUUACUCAACGUCACAGCCUUCCAUCUUCAAAGUCAACAACCUCGAGCCGAUUAGCGAGCUGAAGAUUCUGGUGGCAGAUCACCCCAAAAUCGCAGAACAUGCGCUCACAAUCCUCAUCAACCUGACGGGCGAUGCCGACAUUUUAGCAGAUGUGGCUUCAGACGACAAGUUCCUGGAGUUGUUGUUCUUCUUGCUAAUAAACAAAGAAGAGGCCAAUGCCAACCUAUUGGCAAUGCUGCUGGCCAAUCUGGCCAAGUGGGACGGCCUCAAGUCCAUCCUCGACCGAAAACAGGACGCGCCAGAGGGCCUCGGCUCCGACGACCGUGUCAUCAACCAGGUCAUGGACCUUUUUGUCAAGGGCGCCGACGGCAGCUACAACAAGCACGCCGACUACGAUUACUUGGCCUACUUCUUCGCUGACCUCGCCAAACACGCCGAGAUCCGCCAAUACUUUGUCAAGCGCCAGCCCUACGACGACGUGAUUCCCUUAACAAAGAUCCGCGUCUUUACCGAGCACAAGUCAGACGUGCGCCGCAAGGGCGUUGCCAGCACGAUCAAGAACGUCGCCUUUGACAUUCCCUCGCACCCGGCCAUGUUGGACGAGGACGACAUCAACAUCCUGCCGUACCUCUUGCUGCCCCUCGCCGGCAACGAGAGCUACGAUGAGGACGAGAUGCUCGACAUGCUGCCGGACCUGCAGCUGCUGCCACCUGACAAGCAGCGCGAUCCAGACGCUACCAUCUUGCAGACGCACGUCGAGACCUUGACGAUCUUGACGACGACGCGACCCGGUCGCGAGAUGAUGCGUGCCGUCAAAGUGUACCCGUUGAUCCGCGAGACACAUUUACGCGUAGACAAUGAGGAUUUGCGUGACGCAUGCGACCGGCUGGUGCAAGUGCUGGCACGGGACGAGGCGCCUGACGAAAAGGAUGACGCCGCAAGUCCCAAGGCGCGCAUCACAGAGGUUGAAGACGAGGACGAGGACGAGCGAAUAGUCGAGGUAUAG
Sporothrix brasiliensis 5110 is the source of this 1092-nucleotide messenger RNA. RefSeq lists its product as uncharacterized. NCBI's taxonomy places the organism in Eukaryota, Fungi, Ascomycota, Sordariomycetes, Ophiostomatales, Ophiostomataceae. Bases 1 to 1092 code for a protein of 363 amino acids. The record is from RefSeq and is a predicted model, not a curated record. The transcript is spliced from 3 exons.